AACGUCUAAAAAGUAAAAACACAAAAUAUAUACACAAAUGAUUCACUUGUUAAAUCUUGAUCAUAAAUCGUAAUAUUUUCUGAACAUUAAGAGAAAGAAACAUUGGGCACAUAAGUGGAACAAAUUCUCCUUGCUAAAUACGACGUAUCUAUAAAAUGGAUUUAAAUAAACUCCCAAAUGACAAAAAGCUUGAGCUUUGUAGGAACUAUUUCAAAGUUGGAUGUGUAUUUUUGCCAUUUGUGUGGGCUGUUAAUGCAGUGUGGUUCUAUAAUGAUGCCUUCAAAAAACCAGCAUUUGAAGAACAAAAGGAGAUAAAAAAAUAUGUGGUAUUUAGUGCAAUUGGAGCAAUAAUAUGGAUUAUAGUGCUCGCUGUUUGGGUGGCAGUAUAUCAACUGAAUAGAGUAGCAUGGGGCUCUGUUGGAGAUAGUCUUACAUUUAUUUUACCUUUGGGAAGGGCUUAAUAUGUUAUAAGUAUAAAGCUAUUGUUUAUAAGUAAAAUGAUUGUACGAAAUAGAAUUGACAUAUGCUGAGUGCAUUGAAUGUGAGUGAGUUGUUUAAGUAUCAUACUUUACAUCACCUGCUGACUAGAAAUGAUAAAAACCUUGUAUUUAAUUCAUUAAUAUAGUCAAGAUUAA
Messenger RNA from Pieris napi, 635 nucleotides. It is a transcript of the gene pen-2, whose product is annotated as gamma-secretase subunit pen-2. Lineage: Eukaryota; Metazoa; Arthropoda; Insecta; Lepidoptera; Pieridae. The record is from RefSeq and is a predicted model, not a curated record. The transcript has 3 exons. Gene Ontology annotation, cellular component: gamma-secretase complex. Gene Ontology annotation, biological process: Notch receptor processing. The coding region runs from base 156 to 461 and encodes 101 amino acids.